Messenger RNA from Stylophora pistillata, 1624 nucleotides. Its product is annotated as methyltransferase-like protein 27. NCBI's taxonomy places the organism in Eukaryota, Metazoa, Cnidaria, Anthozoa, Scleractinia, Pocilloporidae. The record is from RefSeq and is a predicted model, not a curated record.
AUGGAGGGUCAUGGCCACAUGUAUAACAAUCAUGAAACUUUUGAUGCAUUAAUGGAUUGCUAUGAAAAAACUGCAUCAGAGUACGACGAGGAUGUUGAAGUUCACAGAGGGUACAUCGGAUACAAAACCGCGACUGAAAAGUUGGUAACAAAGCUGAAAGAGCUUGAGUUUUCGGAAGAUUGUAAAAUCCUUGACGUCGGUGCCGGAACUGGGCUGGUCGGAGAAGAGCUUUGUAAGAGGAAGUUUACCAACCUUGAUGCCCUAGAUGCGUCAGACGCCCUUCUCAAAGAAGCCGACAAGAAAGGGGUUUACAAGAACUUCUUUGUUGAUGUCCUGGGUCCUAAUAAACGAAUACAGUUGGACAAUGACUGCUAUGAGGUAGUUAUUGCCGUUGGGGUGUUUACUCGAAACCACGUGAAGGCGGAAGGCGCAAUGGAUGAAAUGGCACGAGUUGUCAGGCCAGGCGGAUUGGUCAGCUUCACGAUAAGAGAGGACGUGAUGUUUGAAGAAGAAUAUGGUUACGAAGCAAAAAUGGAGCAGCUGUGUCGGGAGGAAGUCUGGAAACUAGUUUCCAAGAGUGAGGAAGAUUAUCACAGCAAAACCGACAUCAGGAAAUGCUACUUUUACAUUUAUCAAGUUUUGUAGGUUUGUAGUCAGACUAAUCGCAUUUCAGCUAAAUGGAAAGUAGAGGUAGUUAUCACUAGGUUUUUUUUGUUUCAAUCAUUCGGCUAGGAAAGAUUUCCUCACACCUCUAUAAUUUAUUAUGCAUAGAGUUCCUGGAUAAGCAAAAUAAUUGAAAAAUGUUUUAGACGCUCGUGAACCUUUACUGCAAAAUAGACCUCUACACCACUAAGGCCAGUUCGAUUCCUCUGAAAUAGAAAAUGCGGUAGGUAUUAAGCGUUUUUGCCCCAAUCAAUCCAAUUUCAUUUACUCUUUCUUUCCAUUUUGUGACGUUUCCAUGUUACACUGUAGAAAGUUCAAAAUUAAAUUUGUUCAGCAGUCCAUUCUAAAUAAAACUGCUUCUCUGGCGUUCAAGUUGGCUGGUGGUGGUGAAUGGUUAACUAAGUGACAUUUGCUCGCUGUGUUUGGAAAGUAUGGUGUUCAUCAAAGGGACCCUUACUAGUACCUCAUCCAGCUUCAAAGUAGAAAUGGGGCAGUUGUAUUUCAAGCAAAAAGAAGGAUAAUUUGCCAACGGGGUUUCCGUUCUUCGACAACGCAAAAUUUGGUAUUUACCCAUUUAAUGUUUCACAAGACAGCCAGGAAAUCUACAACGUUUCAAAAUACGCACGUAGAGCUCUUUCACUUGGCUUCACAUUAAAUGUUUUGUUUGCCAUAUUAUCGAUGCUAACGUUUCUGAUGUUUACCAUGCCAGAAGGGUUCAAUCAGCGGCGUACGUUCGUUCAAUGUGGGUUUUUACAAUUUCAGGAGCAAAAUAUACAUGAAGCUUUUAUCUUGAGGGACGCGAGCGUGGCUAUUAAGUGGGAUAAAAAUUUUUGUCUGGACAAGGUGAUACACAUAAGAUUGUCAUAUUUGAUGAGGUGUCAAUCUUGGGAUAAAAUACAAAGUUGUAGGUUGCUUAAAGGUAGAAUGAGCCACUGAAUAUCAAGCUUUGAUCGGAACUUUU